AUGUUAUCUGAAUUGGGUAGUAGGCCGAUGCUCAGAAACAAUGAAAAAUCUUUUGGAGAUGAGUUGAUUAAGGAUAUAGGUUUGGUGCUUCAUGAACAGCGGCGCCAGGAGGUUGAUGAUCUCGAGAAGGAGCUGAAUUUAUACAGGAGCGGGUCAGCUCCACCUACUGUGGAUGGUUCACUGAAUGCUGUGGGUGGGUUUUUCAACCACGGUAUUGGUGGCGGAAACAGUGGUGGCUCAGCCUUUGCUGAGUUUAUUAGGAACAAGAAUGGGAAUGCGUUUAUGUCUGAUGAAGAUCUUAGGUCUGAUCCUUUAUAUUCCUCUUACUAUUACUCGAACGUCAAUCUAAACCCCAGGCUACCGCCCCCUUUAACGUCUAGGGAGGAUUGGCGGUUUGCACAGAGGCUGCAAGUAGGGAAUUCUGCAAACGGGGAUAGGAGGAAGGCGAUUCAAAGUGAUAAUGGUGGUGGAGGGACAUCUCUGUUUUCAAUGCCACCAGGGUUCAAUCCGAAGAAGCAAGAGUCUGAUAAUCAGGCUGAUAAAGUGCAGGGUUCUGUGGAGUGGGGUGGUGGCCGACUCAUUGGUUUGCCUGGACUAGGUCUAGGCAAUAAACAGAAGAGUCUAGCUGAAAUAUUUCAGGAUGACUUGAACCGUGCUAUUCCAUUAUCUACACGUCCUUCAUGCCCAGCAAGUCGAAAUGCUAUUGAUGAGAAUGCUGAUCCUUUGAGUUCGGCUGAGGUAGAGCUGGGUUAUACACUUCACAAUUUGACAUCUCCAGACCCUGUACGCUCUGCUUCAAAUACUCAUGUCUCAUCUGCUACUGAACAUGUUGGACCGCCUGUAUCGUAUACUUAUGCUGCUGUAAUGGGUGGUUCCUUGUCAAGAAGCUGGACUCCUGAUCCUCAAUAUAUUGCGCGGGGUCCUAGUCCUUGCCCUACUCCCAUUGGAGGAGGCAGGGUGAGCGCUUCUGGACUGAGAAACGUUAACAGUCCCAACUCCUUCAACGUCAUUUCAUCUCACACAAAUGAGUCUACAGAUCUUGAAGCUUCUUUGUCAGGCCUGAAUGUUUCAAAUGGCGUUAUGGAUGAGGAGAAUCCUUUGCCAUCUCAGAUUGAACAGGAUGUCGAUGACAAUAAGAAUUAUUUCUUCAAUCUUCCGGGUGGUCAGAAUAUCACAAAGCAUCACACAUACAUGGAGAAAUCUGAAUCUGGGCAGUUCCAUAUGCCUUAUGUUUCCCAGUCGGCAAAAACGAUGGUUUCUGAGUCUAGUGUAAGCAAUGGCAGUGGCUCAGAUCUUAGCAACUCCUCCCUUCCAUCUGAGCUUCACAAAACUGUUCCUUCUAAUAGCUCGUACCUGAAAGGAUCUUCAAUCUCCACAGUUAAUGGUGGGAGUGGCGUACUUUCUCAAUAUCAGCAUUCACAUAGUCCACAUAGUCCAAAUCAGCAUUUAUAUAGUCCAAAUCUAUCAUUUUCUAAUUAUGGUUUAAGUGACUAUCCCACAAGUCCAAUAUCAAACCAACUUGGCCAUUCGAAUUUGCCUCCUUUGUUUGAGAAUGCCGCUACUGCAUCUGCUAUGGCUGUAACGGGGAUGGAUUAUAUGAUGUUGGGGGGGUCAAAUCUAGGUGCUCUUUCCUUCGAACAGAACCUCGGUUGGAUGGGAAAUCAGAUGUCAAGGAAUGUGCUGCAGGCACCUUUCGUCGACCCUUUGUAUCUUCAGUACUUGAAAGCAGCUGAGUGUCCUGCAUCACAGAUAUCUCCACAUAAAUCACAGUUUGGUGUGACCUUCGGUAGCAAGAAUAGUUCUAGUCCGCAUGGCUACUACGGAAAUCCUGCAUUUGCCAUUGGGUUGUCCUAUCCUGGAAGUCCCCUGGCAAAUUCUGUACUUCCAGAUUCUCCUAUGGGACCUGGUAGCCCCAUGGGGCAUGGUGAAUUCAACAUGAGAUACCCUGGGGAGAUGAGAAACCUAGCUUGGGGUGUCAUGGGACCUUACAUGGAGAACAGCUUUGCUUCAUCUCUGCUGGAGGAGUUUAAAAGUAAUAAAACCAAAUGCUUCGAACUUUCAGAUAUUGCUGGUCAUGUUGUCGAGUUCAGUGCCGAUCAAUACGGAAGCCGAUUCAUUCAACAAAAACUUGAGACUGCCACAACAGAAGAGAAGAACAUGGUUUUUCAGGAAAUAUUUCCUCAGGCUCUUACUUUGAUGACGGAUGUGUUCGGAAAUUAUGUAAUUCAGAAGUUUUUUGAACAUGGAAUGGCAUCUCAGAGAAGAGAGUUGGCUAGCGAACUUUUUGGACAUGUACUUACACUAAGCCUUCAAACGUAUGGUUGUCGGGUGAUUCAAAAGGCAAUAGAAGUUGUUGAUUUAGAUCAGAAGAUCAAAAUGGUAGAAGAACUUGAUGGUCGUAUCACACGUUGUGUUCGUGAUCAAAAUGGAAACCAUGUGAUACAAAAAUGCAUUGAAUGUGUACCGAAAGAGCAUAUUCAGUUUAUUAUCUCAACAUUUUUUGACCAAGUUGUGACUCUCUCCACUCAUCCAUAUGGGUGCCGUGUGAUACAGAGAGUACUUGAACACUGUAAGGACCCAAAAACCCAGAGCAAAGUGAUGGAAGAAAUUCUUGGGUCUGUAAGCAUGUUGGCACAAGAUCAGUAUGGCAAUUAUGUUAUUCAGCAUGUAGUGGAGCAUGGAAAACCACACGAGCGUACUGCAAUAAUUCAAGAAUUGGCUGGAAUGAUAGUUCAAAUGAGCCAGCAGAAGUUUGCCUCAAAUGUCGUAGAGAAGUGUUUAACUUUUGGGGAUCCAAGUGAACAUCAACUCUUAGUGAGCAAGAUGCUUGGAACAACUGAUGAGAAUGAGCCUCUUCAGGCUAUGAUGAAAGAUCAAUUUGCUAAUUACGUUGUACAGAAAGUACUUGAAACUUGUAGCGAUCAGCAGCGUGAACUGAUCCUGUCAAGAAUAAAAGUUCAUUUGACUGCACUGAAGAAGUACACGUAUGGGAAGCAUAUUGUAGCUCGAGUAGAGAAACUUGUUGCUGCUGGGGAGAGGAGAAUUGCUGCUCUGUCCCCAAAUGUCGCUUAG
Fraxinus pennsylvanica is the source of this 3072-nucleotide messenger RNA. NCBI's taxonomy places the organism in Eukaryota, Viridiplantae, Streptophyta, Magnoliopsida, Lamiales, Oleaceae. The record is from the annotation of a GenBank genome assembly.